This is a messenger RNA of Peromyscus maniculatus bairdii (prairie deer mouse), 8028 nucleotides long. It is a transcript of the gene Fstl4, whose product is annotated as follistatin like 4. Lineage: Eukaryota; Metazoa; Chordata; Mammalia; Rodentia; Cricetidae. Gene Ontology annotation, molecular function: calcium ion binding; protein binding. Gene Ontology annotation, biological process: homophilic cell-cell adhesion; cell differentiation; multicellular organism development. Gene Ontology annotation, cellular component: extracellular region; plasma membrane. The record is from RefSeq and is a predicted model, not a curated record.
AGCCGGAGACGACCCAGCGGAGGACGCGGGGGCCGGGUCGCUGCCGCUGUCGCCGCCACGGGGCGCUCCCUCCCUUCCACCCGAGUCCGGCCACCUGGUCUUCUUCCUCUCGGCCCCGGCCGCCGCAGACUGGACAAAAUGAAACCGGGAGGCUUCUGGCCACAUCUUGCCCUCCUCGGGGUCUCCCUGCCAGCCGUGCUGGGAUGGAUGGACCAUGGAGCCAGCAGAAGCCCGAAUGUGGUUCUGGGAGAGUCACAGGCAGAGGAAACUAGAGGCUUUGAAGUCACAAGAAGAGAAGGUCUUCCCAGCCCUGGGCUGUCAGCCUCCUGCGGGAAGAAACUCUGCAGCCACGGGAGCAGGUGCUUGCUUGACAGGGCGACAGGGCAGCCCUCGUGCCACUGUGUGGAGGUCUGCAGGCCCCGCUACAUGCCUGUGUGUGGCUCCGAUGGGAGGCUCUACGGGAACCACUGUGAGCUUCGCCGUGCAGCCUGCCUGCUGGGCAAGCGGAUUGUCAGCGUGCACAGCAAGGACUGCUUCCUCAAAGGUGACAUGUGCAGCAUGGCUGGCUAUGCUCGUCUCAAAAACGUCCUUCUGGCACUCCAGAGCCGCAGACAGCCGCUCCAGCAGGGAACCAAGAGGCAGAACCUCGCCUCCCAGAAGCGCCUCUUGGUGGAGUCACUGUUUAAGGAGUUGGAUACUGACGGCAACGGGCACCUCAGCAGCUUGGAGCUGGCUCAGUAUGUGCUAAAGGAACAGGACCUGGACGGUUCCCUGAAGGGAUGCUCACCAGGUGAUCUCCUGCAAUUCGAUGACUACAACAGCGACGGCGCCUUGACCCUCGGGGAGUUCUACACGGCCUUCCAAGUGAUUCAGCUGAGCCUCGCCCCUGAGGACAAGGUCAGUGUGACCACAGUGACCGUGGGGCUGAGCACAGUGCUGACCUGUGCUAUUCGUGGAGACCUGAGGCCACCGAUCAUCUGGAAGCGCAAUGGGCUCACUCUGAGCUUCCUGGGCCUGGAAGACAUCAAUGACUUCGGAGAGGAUGAGUCCCUGUAUAUCACCAAGGUGACCACAAUCCACAUGGGCAACUACACCUGCCACGCGCUGGGCCACGAGCAUCUGUUCCAGACCCACGUCCUGCAGGUGAAUGUGCCACCAGUCAUCCGUGUUUAUCCAGAGACACAGGCACAAGAGCCUGGAGUGGCAGCCAGCCUGCGAUGCCAUGCUGAGGGCAUUCCCAUGCCCAGAAUCAUUUGGCUGAAAAAUGGAAUGGAUGUCUCAGCCCAGAUGUCCAAACAACUCUCCCUCUUGGCCAAUGGCAGUGAACUCCACAUUGGCAGCGUUCGCUAUGAAGACACAGGGGCCUAUACCUGCAUUGCCAAGAACGAAGUGGGCGUGGAUGAAGAUAUCUCCUCCCUUUUCAUUGAGGACUCGGCUAGGAAGACCUUAGCAAACAUCUUGUGGCGGGAAGAAGGCCUCAGCGUGGGAAACAUGUUCUAUGUCUUCUCUGACGAUGGCAUCGUUGGCAUCCACCCUGUGGAUUGUGAGGUCCAAAGACGCCUGAAGCCCACGGAGAAGAUCUUCAUGAGUUAUGAAGAAAUCUGUCCUCAUGGGGAAGGAGAUGCCGGCCAGCCUUGCCAGUGGGCAUCUGCAGUCAAUGUCAGGAACCGGUACAUCUACGUGGCCCAGCCAGCACUGAACAGAGUCCUUGUGCUCGAUGUUCAAGCCCAGAAAGUCUUACAGUCCAUAGGUGUGGACCCUCUGCCAGCCAAGCUGUCCUAUGACAAGUCGCAUGACCAAGUGUGGGUCCUGAGCUGGGGGGACGUGCACAAGUCCCAACCAAGCCUGCAGGUCAUCACCGAAGCCAGUGCUGGCCAGGGCCAGCACCUGAUCCGAACACCGUUUGCAGGAGUGGAUGACUUCUUUAUACCCCCAACAAAUCUCAUCAUCAACCACAUCAGGUUUGGGUUCAUCUUCAACAAGUCUGACUCUGCUGUCCACAAAGUUGACCUGGAGACUCUGAUGCCCCUCAAGACUAUCAGCCUGAAGCCCCAUGGCUGCAUGCCUCAAGCCAUGGCGCACACCCACCUGGGCGGCUACUUCUUCGUGCAAUGCCGGCAGGACAUCCCCACCUCCGCCGGGACACAGCUGCUCAUUGACAGUGUCACAGACUCGGUGCUGGGCCCUAACACUGACAUCACAGGCACCCCCCAUGUGUCCCCUGACGGACGCUUCAUCGUCAGUGUCUCCAACAAGGGCCCCUGGCUGCACGUGCAGGAGGUCACAGUCCGGGGGGAAAUCCAGACCCUAUAUGACCUAAAAAUAAACCCGGGCAUCUCAGACCUGGCAUUUCAGCAUUCCUUCACUGAAGGCAAUCAGUUCAACGCCUAUGCCACUCUCGACAAGGAGCCAGACCUGCUGUUCCUCGAGCUGUCCACCGGGAAAAUGGGCAGGCUGAAGAACUUAAAGGAGCCCCCCACGGGGCCAGCCCCACCCUGGGGUGGACCCCGCAGAAUCCUGAGGGACAGCGGGCUCUUUGGACAGUACCUCCUCACGCCGGCUCAAGAGUCGCUGUUCCUGAUCAACGGGAGACAAAAUGCCCUGAGAUGCGAGGUGUCGGGCACAAAGGGUGUGGCCACAGUCGUGUGGGUCGGGGAGGUAUGAAAGGGUCCAGUCAGGAACCUUGGGUCCAGGAGUACCACCUUAGUCCUGACACCACAGCCCCAACCAGGCGCACUGUACAUUUUCACAGACAAAAAAAGCCAAACCCUGUACUUCGCUUUGUGGUUCAACACUGAUCUCCUUGCAAGUUCCCUAGGAUAAGGUAUGCGCUGCAACCAAGAUCGGGGGGUUUCCAUUCAGAAGUAUGAUUUAAUGCCUUGAGCUGUGAUGAGAACACAUGCUGCUGUGUGCAAGGAAAUCACCUCUGUUCCUGGCUGGACACUACGUCGCCUGGGGACACCACAGAACCGAGGGAUCCUGCUGCCCAGGCUGACGCUUCCGUCGGUUGCCUUCACAUAGUCAUUAUCCUCACCCGCCAGCCCCAGCCAGUGCCCUGAAGGAGUGGCCUGGGCAGUGGGGUUGAGCAUGGCUGUCCCUCUUAGCGGGCUGGCCUUCUACCCCUGGCUGGGGACUUCACUUGCCCCAUCCCGGAUGCUGCUUGCUUGCUUUUCCAGCUGAGUGCUAUACCCCUGCGGGAGAGCCUCUGAGACUUACUACACCUUGGGGAAUGGGGAAAUCACUUGCUUUAUUUUGGAAUUUUUUGAUUAAAACUAAUUUUUUUAUAAUCUCAGAUGCGAGGAUGCAGAGAGAUGCUCUCCAAGGCCCGGUUAUAUUCUUCCCUGCCUUAGGCCAAGUCUCUGAGGGGAGAGGGUCCCAACAGUACAUCCCAUGUGCAGAAAAAAAUAGACAUCCAAGAAAUAGUGGCCCCCCACACCAUAGUGUGGGCCCAAGUGCAGCCCAUAACUACCGUGUUAAAAUCCAUGCUGGGUCCCCAAGAGACCAAGCUGAGCCCUGUGUGCCUGCUCUUCACCAUAGAAAGGCAACACGUUAUUAAGGAAGCUAAUGUGCCAGCCUAAGUACAGACCCAGGGCAGACCAGGCUUUCCUGGUAAGGCGUAGGCAGCCUCUGAGCACAAUGCCAAAAUCCAGAAGCCAUGAGUGCCAUCCAUCCAGAGUUCUAAGGCUGUAUUUCUGCAGGAGCGGUCGGCACUGAUGCCUCAGCUCCUGUCACCACACCUCAAGAGAGCCCCCCUUUCCCUAAGUGUUUUCAUUCCCACACUCCAAUCUACACACUCUCCAACGUGCAGGACCACAAAGGGCUGUGUCAGCCCCUCCUGUCUGCCUGUGGUAGGCUCCCAGGCCAUCAGGAAGAGGCACGACCCAGCCCUAUGGGGACCAACUGUGUCAGAGACUCUCAGCAAGAAAGAGACCCCCCACCUAGGUUUCUCAGAACACUCCUGUCCUCUCCCAUGUCUGUGGCCAAAACUUACCAGCUUUCUAGUUCGAAUGAUUGAUUAUUCUGCAAACCCACGGCAUUGAGACAGUGGGAAUAACCCAGACAUUUCAGCUAACUUAGCCCCUUUUACCUACCAACAAUGGCCAUGACUUUGAAAACACAGACUGCACCUCCCUCCAGCUUCCUGCAUGCGUGUGCAACCCCCAUUGCUCACUCCAGUUUCCUGCCUCGUAGGCCACUAAACAACUGUCCCUUACAGUCCAAGGCUAUACAUGUGCUAUCAUGUUUCAGAUUUGGGUAAUGACAAGACACAUAGAAGUUGAGGAUGCUGACCUCACAGGCCUAAUGGCCAGCUUCACAAUGGGGUAGAUGGUGAUGCAUCUCUUACCCCUUUUUAUCCACCUCAGUAUCUUAAUAUGAUUCCAGAGUCCCAUGUUUUCACUAAAAUCUUCCAAUGUUCACACAUUUCUCCUUUUGGAACAAUAGUGUCUGCCUCAGACAGACGAAUCCCUGAGCCUCAAAGAGGCAGAGCAUCAUCUCCCCAAGCCCACCAAGGCAAGGGUACCCACACUCUUUGGAUGCAGUAUUCCAAAGUCAAAGGCAGAUCUAGUCCAACAAACAAGAAAAAAGCAGGUGUGCUACUUGACCACUGCCCCCCCCCCCAUUUCUGCACACUCCUGGAAGUCACUCCCAGAUUUCUCUUUUCUUCUGGUCGAGUUACUGGAGACAGCGUAUGUCCAGUGACCUGCAUGUAAGACAUAAAGCAAAAACUCAGAAGAAACUUGAAGUCCAGAUGUCAAUAACUCAGCCCAGGAUGCGUCACAAAAGUGGAAUGGCUUCCUGGCGAGAACACCAGUAGAAAGCAGAGGACCACGGGGAAAUCAUUCCUGGCUUCCCGGUCUCUUCACUUUGGGGCCAGAAGAGAGAGACUCGUGAGUCAAGUUUAAAACCCACUGGCAGAAGAUGUCAGCACCACCCACGAGUGGGUCUCCUGCAACAAGCCCAGCCUGUGGGGGUUGGUCUGAACACAAAGAUUGACAACUAACAGUUUACCAGGGAAAGAUUGGUUUAACCAAGGAAAUCACCAGGAAAGCUAUUUAUAUAAUAAACUCCACCCGUAAUUCUUAACAUUCAGCUGAUGAUGCAAACAUUCAACUGUUCUUUUCUUUCCAGAAAACAAAUUCUGUGCACCUGUAGCUACAGGUUCUCCUUCUGCCCCAAAGUCCUCACUCUCAACAUGUUACCCAGCCACCCCAGAACGCAUGGAAGAGAACCUUCCUGCUUCAGACUGAGUGUGUGAUCCUCUUGUCCAAACAGGCCUGCGGGUGGACUAUCCCCAGUAUGGUUAAAGGGAUCUCUUCAGUCUUGUGUUCCCAAGUCACACAAACAUCCUGCUGCCUUCCUGAAUCACAGGAGGAGGCUGGAAAAGGCCUGAAGUCAUGGCUGGGAUCACAUACUAAUGCUAUGCUGCAGGUUCUCUGAGUGAGGUAGAGAGUGAGCAUCACCAACAGAGCUAUCUCCCCUCCACUGGCUCUCUGUCCAGGAAAGGGCUCCCAACUGAAGGGAAACCACCCAGGAGGACUGACUGCUCCCCCAAACAGAGCCAAGAGCAGCAGAAGCCUGCUGCCACAGAGCAUGGGAACUUCCAGUCUUCAUCCAGCGCAGCAGGAGUCGGCUCUGUACAGCUGCAUCUUUUCGUUCAUCCGAUGACCAAUAACCUGUGAACUAAGGGAGAUCUCAGAACUGAGAUGGGAAACAGAUUCGCUCUGGAUAUAUUUUUGUAUCACAGGCUAAAGUGUAGUUGCUUCAUUGUUUCAUGUGUUUCAUUCAGAUACCACUGAUGCUCGACCAUCUUCACUAACAAGCACCACAGCUGUCUCCCCAACCCUCUCUUCCAGAAGCAAGCCUCCUCGGAAAUCGUUGCCAUUCCCCUCCCUCCUGCACACCCACCAAUCUACCUCACAUCUUCCUCCCGGGCACCCCGCACCCCCAGAAUGCCACCCCAGGAGGCCAGAGAUGAUGGAAGACUACUGUAGUCCUGACUCGGAAGUCCUCCACCAGCCCCACCCCAGUCCCACCCCACAUAUGAUCAGAACCCGCGAAUAGCACCUUGCUGUCCAAAAUCACAACCCAAACCUAGUUCUCGGUCCUACCCAGUUAGAAGCCGAAGACUAGAGAAAGCACCAUCAGGGUGGUCAGGAAAAGGGACCCUCGUCCAGCAGGGAGAGAGCUGGUGGCAUUUAAUUUCAGCCCGGCCUCAUGCUAGGCAGUCCACCCUCUCCAUCAUUUCUCACUUCAUUCGCACUUUCUUCCUGGUUCCCUUCCGGUAUCCCAGGCCCCCUGCUCCCGAGUUCCCCCUUGAUGGCCCUCAUCCUUCAAGGAGCAACGACUCUCUGUCACACCAGCUUCGUGUGCCCUUUGCCCACCUGCUCCUUGCUUUGAGGGUUCAAAUGAGAAGUCACUCACAGACUAGAUGCUAUCAUUUGAUUAUUUGCUCCCAGGCCACCACAGAGGCAAUGUGGUUUUGUCCAGGACAAACAUUACUGUCUGGGUUUGGUUUCUCUCCAUGGCCACAAAGAUGAUAAAUAGGACACUUAGGAGAUCCAACAGGAGCAGGGAGCUCGGGGUGUGACCACAAGAUGCCCAGCGGCUGGUGGAAGCCAAGCCACUGCCUGCUUAUCGCACUGGCUUGAGGAUCUGGGGUGUCUUGGCUGGGCCCCUAGACUUGGGCAUCAACUCCCUAGCAAGUGCCUAGAGAUAAUAAGCGAGCAUCAUCUUAGGUCUUCACAUUCUCCUCUGGCUCUUUGGGCAUCUAGCUAGGAAGUGUCAUUGAACCCAACACAAUGGGUGAAAUUAUGGGCUAUGUAAGGGGAGAAGAAAUGGACUUCCAGAAUUCAUAGUGAGGCUUUUUUAGCUGGCACCAGUGCAUUUAGGGUGUUUUUGCUUUUUAGACAAAGUCACUGUUUAGGCACCUUUCUUUCCAAGCUCAACUUAGUGACCAUGAUACAGUCCAUUUCCCAGGGCUCACUCCCAUGACAGUUCCCACCAUUCAUGGAGCAUCAGCUUUCUACCAUACAGGCAUCAUAGGACCUCUGGCCAUGAUGCCUUGCUGCUUUAGUGUUCCAAUGAAAAGCCACUAGUGGCCUAGAAAACAUGGCCCUACCCUAGACAGCUCUAGAGAACCCUGCCUACAGCCCGCAAAGCCUUGUGUAUGGACUGGGCCCCUACACCAAGUCUUGGUGACCUGUUGCUCUCCACAGUUCACCUUCUGGAAAAAGGGAAGCCAGCAGUGGCUGGCUGUGAGGCCCAGGGACUCUCUAAACUCCAAGUCCUCAUCCACUGUCUAGCAUGCCGUCUCCAGAGAUGGGAGAGAAACAAGCUUGCAGGCGACCAGACCCAGACCCACUGUGCCCCCUGGUGGUAGCACCCCACAUCCACACCCUCCCUGCCUGCCUCCUCCGCCCUCCUCCCUCCCUGCCCUGGCUCCAGGGCUCCCCAUAUCCCCCAGUGCUGCUGCCCUGCUUCCUGAAGGCUGUGUGAAAUGACCCAAAGUGAAACUGGGCAUGAAGUUUUGCUGGAGUGGUCGCACACCAUGUCACGCUAUUGUGUUGCCGAAUGACCUUCGAGUUGUGGAACCCCCUACACACACCACCAAGAGAUCGUCACCCUUUCCCCGCCUCAGAAAAACCCUUGGAUCUCUUACAUUGAGGCAAGCUACAUUCUUUUGAGCAGUUGUGUGGACUCCGAAAUAUAUUUUCUGUAAUCAGUAUUUCUCAAAAGGCCGCCUGUAAUUAUUAUACACAUGUGAAUUUUUUCCUUAUUUAUAAGAUAUAUAUAAAUUAUUUUUAAUACAUCAACUUUAGUAGAAAUUUGUACCAACACAGUAACAGUAUGUGGCAUUUGAAAUAAGUUUGUGUUUAUUUUGAUGUAUGACACGGUAUUGAACACAUGAUGUAUUUACUGUACCACUUGACAAAAAAAAAAGAAAAAAAAGACUCACAGAUUAUCAUAAAGUAUGGUCAUUGUCAAUGCUCUUUUUCUGAGGAUUUUACAAUAAAACUUGAAAAAGAA